Messenger RNA from Cooperia oncophora, 729 nucleotides. The record is from the annotation of a GenBank genome assembly. Lineage: Eukaryota; Metazoa; Nematoda; Chromadorea; Rhabditida; Trichostrongylidae.
UAUUAUUAUUAUUAUUUUUUACGACUUGGGGAAAACGAAUGGUUACAGGAAUGCGAUCUAAAAUUCGCCUCGUGGUCUCACGACGCUACGGAAAUCGAUCUGGGGCUCAACACGGACAAGGGUGAUCUGAGUAGCUACAUGAACAACAGCGAGUUCGACCUUCUGGACAUGAUCGCGAUAAAGGAGGUCAUCACCUUUCCAUCCAAUCCACUUGCAAAAUGGCCUACAAUAGUUGUACGUAUCAAAAUGCAUCGUCGGCCGCUCUUCUAUAUUUUCAACCAUAUCAUUCCAUGUGUUCUGAUCUCUUCAAUGGCCGUGUUAGGAUUUCUAAUGCCACCAGAAACUGGAGAGAAAAUCAAUAUGAUCAUCACAACUCUUCUCAGUAUGGGUGUUUAUCUGCAAUCGAUUACGGAAUCAAUUCCACCCACUUCAGAAGCUGUGCCAUUGAUUGGCAUGUACUACGUAUCCUCAUUAUUUAUGGUUUGUCUAGCGACUUGUGUGAAUGUCAUCACGCUCAAUAUGCAUCGAAAUGGGGCUGCUAAUCAGGGCAGGCAUGUGCCAUGUUGGAUGGAAAAAUGGGUCCUUGGCUAUUUGGCAUCACUUAUGCGGAUGUCUAUUCGCGAACCGGAUAGUGUAGCGCUACUGAAAAUAGCACAGACUAAGAAGUCGAUGAUACGGCGGAGUUCGAUAUUGCGGGAUCUGAAACGUAAUCAAAAAUCUCGACCAUAA